Nematocida ausubeli is the source of this 1698-nucleotide messenger RNA. RefSeq lists its product as uncharacterized. Gene Ontology annotation, cellular component: nucleus. The transcript has a single exon. The record is from RefSeq and is a predicted model, not a curated record. Gene Ontology annotation, biological process: double-strand break repair via homologous recombination; reciprocal meiotic recombination. Gene Ontology annotation, molecular function: DNA translocase activity; ATP binding; ATP-dependent chromatin remodeler activity. Bases 1 to 1698 code for a protein of 565 amino acids. NCBI's taxonomy places the organism in Eukaryota, Fungi, Microsporidia.
AUGAACGAGGACCAUUCAGAGGGCAUCCUUAAGAGAACAGGCGGAGCAUAUACACUGUUCACCACAGCAGGCAUUCCUAUGGACCGGGUCAUGCCAACCACAAACACUGCAUUUGAGGGAUCCAUGUAUAUUGUGUCCACUGACAUCAGAAGGGGAAUCAAAGACACUAUAACGCGAGAGGCUCCUCAGGCUGUGGCUGCGCAGCGCCCUAUAAUCAGGAAGGUGCAAGUUCCUCCGCCUCCUGAGGGGUCUCUCAUAUUUACGCAGAGAGCAUAUAUAGAGCCGUCGCACCUGCGAUUCUUCAAAGACUACCAGAUUGAAGGAGUGCAGUUCAUGUUUGAAAGGCUGCGCUCUGCAAACGGAGCUCUGCUGGCUGAUGAAAUGGGGCUUGGGAAAACGUUCCAGGCGGUGGCAAUUGCCCGAAUAUUUUGCAGAGCUGGAGGGCUUGUUUUAGUUGUUUCCCCGUGCUCGCUUGUUGGCGUGUGGGAGAAGGAAAUAAACAAGUGGGCUGCGUCUCUGCGGGUGUUUAAUGGCGCUCUGAAGCACCCAAACAAGUAUCGGGGGAUAGAGCACGUUCUUCUGGUCAGCUACGAAAAGCUUGCUACGCUUGAUACAGAGCGGCACAAGUUCCAGCUGGUUAUUUGCGAUGAGGCGCACAGGCUAAGAACAAGCACCUCACAAGCACUGCAGGCGCUUAAGAAAAUGGGCAGCAAAAAGCUUCUGCUAACCGGAACGCCCUUUCAGAACACAGUGCAGGAAUACAAAACACUUUUGGCGCUUGUGGACGGGCGCGCAGAGACUGCAAAGGGGAUCAAAGAGCUGUCAAGCAUUGCAAGCGAUGCGGUUCUCCGAAGAAAAAUAGAGCGAACCAGCCUUAGACUGCCACAGAAGGACGAGAUUAUAUGGAUCAUCCAAAACAAAGAGUACGAGGCGUACAAGUCAUUCUAUAGAAACAUUGCCUCAAGGGGCGGCAUUCAGGACAUCCAGAGGCUGAGGAUCCACACAUGCACCUCUCCCAGCAAGUGGGGUGUUUUUCUUGCGCUUGCCAAAGAUAUACUUCUAGAGAAGCAGUCUCUUGUGAUCAUUUCAAGAUACAUUGAAGUGAUAAAGAAGGUAAAGGAGUCUAUCCAAGGAAUGGCAACGCGCAGGGAAGUCCCAAUCUCGCCAAAAGACGUGUCUGCAUUCCAUGGCGAGAUGAAUAUUGCUCUGAGAGAGGACGCGCUGUCCUCUUUCCAGGCAAAGGGACAGAAAGUGAUUAUUCUCUCUGCAAAGUGUGGAGCAGAAGGUCUUACGCUUGUAAAGUCCACCCGCAUGAUCAUAGUUGAUUCAGACUGGAACCCUGCAAACGAUCUGCAGGCAAUGGCCCGUAUUUGGAGACUUGGGCAGACCAAGCCAGUUAUUAUCCACAGGCUCUUUCUUAUGGGAACAGUUGAGGAGUACAUCCUGCUUGUCCAAAUGAAAAAGAUAGAUCUGCAGAAGAAGCUGGAGGGAGUGCUUCCGCCCGAGGAGAUUGAGGAGCAUCUUUCGCAGUGUGAGGAGCAAAGCGUGUUUGAGCCGCAGACUACAUCUCUUGUCCAUAGGUGGCUUAAGUGUCCUUGCACUGAGGCGUAUCCUCUGGUAUGUGCGGAUGGCUACUCGCACAGGCACACAGACACUGCCCUUAUUCUAUCGCAGAGAAUAAACAGCGAGGAGCAAUAG